AAGAUAUUCUCUUUUCAAAAAAAUAGGGUUUUUUCUCUUUCUUUUCUUUCUUUCACAUUUUACCAAGUGAAAAUACAGUCUUUAAUUAAUUAAAAAAACAGAGUUUGAGACAGAGUUAAGAGGCAGAACAGAAGUGAAGAACAGCACAGAGAGAGAAAUCAUAGUUACGAUGGCAGAGAAUGGAACAACACACACUGAACCUACACAAACCACAACACCAAUGGAGAUUCAAAAUGGAAACGCAGAUUCAACACCACAACCACCACAAGAACCACCAAAAUGUUUAAUCACAAAAUUAGACAAUGGAACCAUAGAGAGUCAUCGUUACUACUUAUCUCGCAAAACAACACUCGAGAUGCUCAAAGACAGAGGCUACUCUAUCCCUUCCGACGAAAUCCAACGCUCUCUUGACGAGUUUCGUCAAAUUCACGGUCAAUCUCCUGAUGUUGAUCGUCUCCGUUUCACUGCUACUCAUACCACUGACCCCUCUAAAAGGAUUUUGGUGAUUUUUACUGGACCAGGGAUUGUGAAAGUGAAUGUUGUUAGAAACAUUGCUGGACAAAUUGUGAAUAGAGAUACUUUGACUGGUCUUAUUUUGAUUGUUCAAAAUCAAAUUACUAGUCAAGCUUUGAAAGCUAUUAAUCUUCUUAAUUUCAAGGUUGAAAUUUUUCAGAUUACAGACUUGCUUGUUAAUGUUACAAAGCAUGUAUUGAAACCAAAGCAUCAGGUGCUGACUGAUAAGCAGAAAAAAAAUCUCCUGAAGAAGUAUGAUAUACAAGAAAAGCAGCUUCCCCGAAUGCUACAGACUGAUGCAAUUGCUCGAUAUUAUGGACUUCAGAGGGGGCAGGUAGUUAAAGUUACCUACACCGGUGAAAUCACCCAGAUGCAUGUCACAUAUCGAUGUGUUUGGUGAUAUUUCCUUGGUCUCGGUUUCUCUUUAGUUUUGUUGUUUGAAUUCUCAGAAUUCAUAUGUUGUAUCGUGCAUAAAUUUAUGAUUGUAGAAUUGUAACUGAUAAGUCAGUCCUAGGUGAUCUGUGUCCUAAUGUUAUGUACUCGCGAAGUUUGGUCUUGUGGAUUUCUCUUUUGAACCUUUGAAGAACUAAUCUGCAUUUAAAAAUUCUGUGUAGAAACUGGUUUUUCCUAAGAAAAAAACUAAUCUUACUGCACCAAAA
Messenger RNA from Trifolium pratense (red clover), 1172 nucleotides. Its product is annotated as DNA-directed RNA polymerase V subunit 5A. The record is from RefSeq and is a predicted model, not a curated record. Gene Ontology annotation, molecular function: DNA-directed RNA polymerase activity; DNA binding. Gene Ontology annotation, biological process: DNA-templated transcription. The transcript has 4 exons. The coding region runs from base 170 to 913 and encodes 247 amino acids. NCBI's taxonomy places the organism in Eukaryota, Viridiplantae, Streptophyta, Magnoliopsida, Fabales, Fabaceae.